Capsella rubella is the source of this 2054-nucleotide messenger RNA. RefSeq names its product BTB/POZ domain-containing protein At3g05675. The transcript is spliced from 3 exons. Gene Ontology annotation, molecular function: protein binding. The record is from RefSeq and is a predicted model, not a curated record. The coding region runs from base 496 to 1824 and encodes 442 amino acids. NCBI's taxonomy places the organism in Eukaryota, Viridiplantae, Streptophyta, Magnoliopsida, Brassicales, Brassicaceae.
CUGACUAUAUCUGGUAAGCUUACAUUUUAUCAUCUUUUAACAAAAUGUAACAAACAUACAUAACACAAUAAUCGAAGGAAUUAACGUGACAAAAAUCAAUAGAACUUGAAGAGGGCCUUAAAGACCCAAACUAACAUUUGAAAUCGACCCCAAUAAGUGACCCAACAAGAUUAUACAAAGGCGAAUGUGAAUGAAAAACUUAGAAAAAGAAGAAUGAUUUGUCCUUGAGCCCAGCAGAUUUCUGAGACACACAUCAUCAAGUAGGCGUUGAAAAGAUCUUUGUACCAACGAAGUAAAAGAAAGAAAACUGUAGAGAAGAGAGAGAGAUCGAAAGAGAUCGGGUGGAGUUUGGAUGUUACCAGGGGUUGUCCGUAGAUGCAAAAGUUUAAAGCUGUAGGUUUUGUUUACCUCUCUUGGAGCAAGUACCGCUACUGAGAAUUUUGAAAGAUUCAACAUUUAGGGUACUGAAAUACAUAAAAUUCCAGCUUUUGCUCUAUGGAGCCUCGUGAUAAUCAAGCCCAGGCUUCAUAUACAUUUGGUGAUCGAUCCAGCAGUGACAUAGUUGUUAGGCUAAGAAACGAAGAAGGCCGGGAUGAUUGGAUCUAUUGCCAUUGCAAGAUCCUUAGUGAGAAAAGCCAGUAUUUCGCUGACCGUCUCUCUGAUAAAUGGCCUACUUGCAAGAUACUUGAUUCACGUUACUGUGUUGAAGUCAUCUGUCAAGAAUCAGACUAUGAUCAUCAUAUCAAUCUCUUAAGACUUCUCUAUGUUGUCUCUGAUGAUGUCCAUGAGGAUAACCUGUGUCAUAAUGUGAAAAGUGCGUUGGGGAUCCUCUGCGUCGCUAAAGAACUUAGCUGCCCGCAGAUUGUCACUGCUUGUGUAAAGUACUUGGAAGCUGUUCCAUGGGAAGAAGGCGAAGAGGAAGAGAUUCUGCGGAUUGUACCGAGAAUUGGAUCAGAAGCAGAGCCUAUUCUUGCCCGCCUCCAACCUGUUGAUCAAUCCGCUGUUACUGAAAUCUUUGUAUCGGCUUUUAGGUUUGCUACUUCGUCCCCGCUUUUGCCCUUGGGCGACAUAAAAUCCUCGGCUCAAGAACAAAUUGAGUAUAUGAUAACCGAAGAUGACGAUGCACCAUUGUUGAUAGCUGAUGAAGAAAUCAAGCUUGAAGUAAAAGAAUGUGUAAAGAGUCUGUUUGUUAGAUUCUUCCAAUGUCUAGAAGCGAUCUCUUUCAAACCCCUCGAGUCUGAGGCUAUUAGCCAGAAAGGGUCUUUUAGGAUGGUUCUAUCGGAUUUGUCAUGGGCUUUUCAGAUAUUAACAAAGAUGGAAGUGGUUAGAGAUUUUGUAGUAACAUGGGUUGACACAUCUGAGAAGUUAGUCAAGGUAGUUGAGCAGUUGGAAACAUCAGUUGCAGAGACGAUUGAGAUAAGAGUUAAGGUCAUCGAGGUGACCUCAAAAGUCGUAGAGGCGAUCGGUUAUGGAACAGUGAUAUUACCAACAGCGAAACGGCUCCAGAUGGUAAAACUAUGGCUUCCGUUUGUAAGAAACACAAAGCCUCUUGUUGACUCAGUGGUUACGGAAGAUGAGGAGAAUGGAUCUGUGAGACAAAAAAUUGAUGGAGAGAUAUGGCAAGCUUUAGAAUCUUCUUUUGUAUCGAUAAUUCUGGCAUUGCCAUCUGCAGACCAAGCUGAGAUAUUGACUGAAUGGUUAAGCAAGAAUGGGUUGUAUCCGGAUUUAACAGAAGCUUUCGAGGUUUGGUGUUACAGAUCGAAAGUCGCGAAGAGAAGGUUGGGUUUACUCGGGGGCGAAGAGGAAGAGAACGGCAUGUCUUAACUCAUUUCCAGAGAGAAGAAGAACCUUUUUUUGUGUCUGUAGGUGUCUAUUAACCCUUUUUGUGUGUUCUCUGCCAAAUCCUUCAUAUUAUCCAUUGGCUGAUUCCACAAAUCUGUAAAUACUGGUGACAAAGAUCUUGUCCUUUAAUCACUAAGAGAUCUGUAGGAUGUUUUCUCUUAAACUAGAUCACGGAACUCAGGUCCAAUAAUAGAUCAUUAAGCUUUUGAUUA